AUGGUUAACUUUACUGUGGAUCAAAUCAGAGAGAUUAUGAAUAAACAAUAAAACAUCAGAAACAUAUCAGUCAUCGCUCAUGUUGAUCACGGAAAGUCAACCCUAACAGAUUCUCUACUCUGUAAAGCUGGAAUCUUGUCAGCAAAGGAAAGUGGAGACAAAAGAAUGACUGACACAAGAGAAGACGAACAGUUAAGAGGAAUUACAAUAAAGUCUACAGGUGUGUCUUUAUAUUAUGAAUAUGAUAUUAACUACAACAACGUAAAGGAAUAGUUUUUGAUAAAUUUAAUUGAUUCUCCAGGACAUGUAGACUUUAGUUCAGAAGUUACAGCUGCUCUUAGAGUUACCGAUGGAGCCUUAGUUGUUGUAGAUUGUGUUGAAGGAGUUUGUGUAUAGACAGAAACAGUAUUGAGACAAGCUAUGUAAGAGAAAAUAAAACCAGUUGUGAUGAUCAAUAAGAUUGAUAGAGCAAUACUGGAAUUAAAACAUGAUGGUGAAACCAUGUAUCAAAACUUUGUUAAAGUUAUUGAUAAUGUGAAUGUGAUAAUUUCAACCUAUCAAUAAGAAGACAUGGGAGAACUAUAAGUACAACCAGAACUUGGAUCAGUAUCCUUUGGAUCAGGUAAGGAAUGCUGGGCAUUUUCAUGUACAAAAUUCGCCAUGAUCUAUGCUGCUAAAUUCAAGGUUGAACCAAAGAAACUAUAAGAAAGAUUAUGGGGUGAUAAUUAUUUUGAUGAUGAGACUAAAUGUUGGAGAAAAGAGAGUGAAGGAUCUUCAGGAAAAUAAUUAAAGAGAGCUUUUGUUGCUUUCAUUAUGGAUCCUAUAUGUAAAUUGGCCAAUGCAGUCAUGGAAGGUAAUUUAGAAAUGGCUAAUAAGAUGUUCAAUGUCUUAGGGUUGAAACUUACAUAAGAGGAAUAGAAAUUAGUUGGUAAACAUCUUUUAAAAACUGUUAUGUCUAAGUGGAUUAAUGCUGCUGACACUUUGAUUGAGAUGAUUAUUACUCAUUUACCUUCACCUAGAGAAGCAUAGAAAUAUAGAACAGCUUAUUUGUAUGAAGGUCCUUAAGAUGAUGCUAUAGCCUAAUCAAUGAGAGAAUGUAAUCCUAAGGGACCUUUGAUUAUGUAUGUAUCAAAGAUGGUACCAACCUCAGAUAGAAGUAGAUUCUUUGCUUUUGGUCGAGUGUUUUCAGGUACUAUAGGAACAGGACAAAAGGUUAGAAUUAUGGGUCCAAAUUAUAAGCCUGGAAAGAAAGAAGACUUAUUUGAAAAGACUGUUUAAAGAACAGUAUUGAUGAUGGCAAGUAAAGUAGAAUACAUGCCUGAUGUUCCUUGUGGUAAUACUGUAGGUUUAGUUGGUGUGGAUGAUGUUAUAUUAAAGACAGGUACCAUCUCAGAUCAUCCAGAAUGUCAUUUGAUCAGAUCUAUGAAAUAUUCAGUUUCACCUGUGGUUAGAGUAGCAGUCAAACCUAAGAAUCCAGGAGAACUACCAAAAUUAGUUGAGGGAUUAAAGAGAUUAGCCAAAUCAGAUCCUUUAGUACUUUGUACAACAGAGGAAUCAGGAUAACAUAUAGUAGCAGGAUGUGGAGAAUUGCAUGUAGAAAUAUGUUUGAAUGAUUUAGAGAAAGAUUUUGCUAAUAUUGAAAUAAUUAGAUCAGAUCCAGUUGUAUCUUAUAAGGAGACUGUUUCAGCAACAUCUAAAAUUGUAUGCAUGGCUAAAUCACCUAAUGGUCAUAAUAGAAUUUAUGCUUAAGCUGAACCACUUCAUGAAGGUCUUUAAAAUGCAAUCGAAAAAGGUGAAGUAAAAGCAAAAGAUGAUAUUAAAGGAAGAGCUAAAAUAUUAUCAGAAUAAUUUGAUUGGGAUAAAGAUGAGGCUCUUAAAAUAUGGACUUUUGGUCCUGACAAUGCAGGUCCAAAUAUUGUGAUGGAAAAAACAUCAGGUGUUUAAUAUAUGAAUGAAAUAAGAGAAUCAAUGGAAUCUGCUUGGUAAUGGUCAACAAAAGAAGGUCCUCUUUGUGAAGAGAAUCAAAGGGGAGUUAGAGUGAAUGUCUUAGAUUGUGUAUUACAUGCUGAUGCCAUUCAUAGAGGAGGUGGAUAAAUUAUACCCACAGCCAGAAGAUUGUAUUAUGCUUGUGAAUUGACAGCAUAACCUAGACUAUAAGAACCUGUCUUUCUAGCUGAAAUUAAUGUUCCUGUUGAUUCAAGUGGAGGUGUUUAUAAUUGUUUGAAUACAAGAAGAGGAGUUAUUAUUGAAGAAGAACAAGUUGCAGGAACACCAUUAUCAUUAGUAAUUAUAUCAAUUAAAUAUUUUUAGAUUAGAGCAUAUUUGCCUGUUGCUGAAUCUUUUGGAUUCACAGCACAUCUUAGAGGUCUUACUUAAGGUUAAGCUUUCCCUUAAUGUGUGUUUGAUCAUUGGGCUGUACUCAAUAGUGAUCCUUUGGAAGUUGGUUCUAAGGUUAAUGAGUUGAUAUUGAGUAUAAGAAAGAGAAAGGGAAUUAGGGUUUAGCUACCAGAUCUAAACGAAUAUUUAGACAAAUUAUGA
This is a messenger RNA of Paramecium pentaurelia, 2538 nucleotides long. NCBI's taxonomy places the organism in Eukaryota, Ciliophora, Oligohymenophorea, Peniculida, Parameciidae. The record is from the annotation of a GenBank genome assembly.